Molecule: messenger RNA, 1041 nt
Organism: Elephantulus edwardii (Cape elephant shrew)
Lineage: Eukaryota; Metazoa; Chordata; Mammalia; Macroscelidea; Macroscelididae
Gene: ENKD1
Product: enkurin domain containing 1
Exons: 7
Coding region: 1-1041 (346 amino acids)
Cellular component (GO): cytoplasmic microtubule
Source: RefSeq, a predicted model, not a curated record
AUGUGUGAAGGCCCUUCCCGCAUCUCGGGGCCCAUUCCCCCGGAUCCUACCCUCUGCCCCGACUACUACCGACGGCCGGCGUCGGCUCUAGGGCGCCUGGAGGGAAAUGCGAGCCAGCUGGACCUGCUGACCUCCGACCCAGACCUGGGCGCUGCCCCACCCCGUCGUCCGCGCAUCGGGCCUGGAGGCCGAGAGAUCCUGGAACGUGGCCGGCGCGGCGUGGGCACUGUGCUGCUGCAAUUUGGGGGCAUUUCCUUAACCCCGAGGGCCUCACCAAAGAGGAAGGACCCUAAAGACCAUGAGAAGGAGAACCUGAGACGGAUCAAGGAGAUACAGAGGCGCUUCCGGGAGCAGGAGCGCAGCCGGGAGCAGGGCCAGCCCAGGCCUCUGAAGGCUUUGUGGCGAUCACCCAAGUAUGACAAGGUGGAGUCCCGGGUCAAGGCCCAACUGCAGGAGCCUGGCCCUGUGUCUGCGACAGAGCCUGCCCACUUCCUGAGGGCACACUCCCGCUGUGGCCCUGGGCUCCCACCACCCCGUGCCCCCAGUCCCCAGCUCACCCCACCAGAUCCCAGUGCUAAGGGUCCAGGCCUGGGAGUGGACUUCAUAAGUCACAAUGCCCGCACUGCCAAGAGGGCUCCCCGGCGGCAUUCUCGCUCGAUGCAGGUCCUGGCACAGGUGUUGGAGCAGCAGCGGCAAGCCCAGGAACACUACAAUGCCACGCAGAAAGGCCACGUGCCUAAUUACUUGUUAGAGCGCAAGGAUUUGUGGCGGCGGGAGGCCGAGGCCCGCCAGCUCAGCCAGCCAGACCCUGCCUUGCCCCCUGGCCACACUCGGAUGCCCGAGAACCAGCGGCUGGAGACACUGAGUUCUCUGCUCCAGAGCCAGAACCAGCUUCUUCGUGAACUGGUGUUGCUGCCUGCUGGGGCCGACUCACUGAGGGCUCUUGGCCAUCGUGCUGAGCUGGACCGGAAGCUGGUGCAAGUAGAGGAAGCCAUCAAGAUCUUUUCCCGCCCCAAGGUCUUUGUGAAGAUGGACACCUGA